AUGGCACAAUCAGGGUUGACAGGGAGGCGGGGCGGAGACCUCCAAAUUCAACGAAGCAGCCAAUCGUUCCCAAUUCUAUCCAUCUACGAAGUGUUGCAGUGCAAUUUCCGCCUUUAUUACUCUACUUUCGCAUCAUCCUCGCGCAAUCCAUUCCUAAGCCUCCCUCACAACCUAUCUCUGCAUCGGCCGAUCGCUUCUAAUUGGGACGUCAACGGGGAGACCCCGGGAGGCUCGCUGAGGAACCUAUUUACUUUACUAAUUGAAGGGAACGAAUGGAAAGAUAUAGAGUUCAUAGUGGUCCCCUCGCUGGAAGGUCCUCCUCUUCCUCCUCCUACUCACCCCCUCUCCUCCUCCUCCUCCUCCUCUCCCCACCAGACACCCCAGUCCCAGGUCCCUCCGCCCCCCAGGCCCUACUAUACUACUCCCUUAUCUAGGGGCUGUCCUCCCGAUCGCUCAUCGUCACUUCCGCUCUCGUCCUCGCUCUGCUAUAAGCACAGACCCUCCCUCUGCCUCCCCUCGUCCCAAAGCCGUCACCAGCACCUACCUAUCGCUUCCCCUCACCUCCGAACACCUACCAGGUCCCCCGCUUUCCCUCGUUCUUCAGACAGCCACAAACAACCUCAGCCUCCUCCUCCUCCUCCUCCUCCCCUCAACCCCAAAAGCAGCCCUGCCCCCUCUUCCAUCACCAAAUCCCCAACAGCCCUAGUUCCCCUCAUCCUCAAAACACCACCAACAUCCCCUUCCAAACUUCCCCUCAUCCCCAAGAAGCCCUGCCUCUCUGGAAGAGGGUCUACCUACCCCUCCGUGCCUUCCUCCUCCUCCUCCUCCAACAUCCCCACCACCACCACCACCACCCCCACCACCACCACCUCCUCCUCCUCCUCCUCCUCCUCCUCCUCCUCCUCCUCCUCCUCCUCCUCCUCCUCCUGUUCCCAUGAUCCCAAAUCACAUUACCUUGGUCUUCUCCGUCCCUGGGAACCUCGCCUCCACGGCUCACAGUGUUCCAGUCACCCACCCCCACCCCCAUACCACAAUUCCCCUUUCCUGCCGCCCACCCUGGGCCCAAUUCCUAUUCCUUACACUCUGAUCCCUCACGACGCCAAUUCUGCUCAGCCGUUCCUUGUCACCCAUCACGAUAGCCAUUUCCAUUCCCUCCCACAAUCUAGUUGCCUUCCCAAUGCAUACCUCCUACUUGGUCUUCUAUCCCCAUCCCAUUCCGCCCAUUAUGGUCCCCCAUCCUAUUCCAUACGAUCCAUAAUGUAUCCCCUUCCCAUUCCAUCCCAUCCACACCAGUACCACAUUCCUCUCAUUCGCUGCUACACAACCACGGCUCCUAACUCCAUUCCUUCCGACCCACAUCGGUACCUCAUUCCCAUUCCAUACCACUCACACCGCAUCCCAUUCCCACUCCCAGCCACCUGCACCGGCAACCACAUUCCCAAUCCCUGCUACACAUCCGAGGGCAGGAAUUAA
Macrobrachium nipponense is the source of this 1473-nucleotide messenger RNA. RefSeq lists its product as uncharacterized. The transcript has 5 exons. Lineage: Eukaryota; Metazoa; Arthropoda; Malacostraca; Decapoda; Palaemonidae. Bases 1 to 1473 code for a protein of 490 amino acids. The record is from RefSeq and is a predicted model, not a curated record.